This is a messenger RNA of Nematolebias whitei (Rio pearlfish), 2242 nucleotides long. RefSeq names its product Src homology 2 domain containing transforming protein D, a (gene shda). Bases 202 to 1446 code for a protein of 414 amino acids. Lineage: Eukaryota; Metazoa; Chordata; Actinopteri; Cyprinodontiformes; Rivulidae. The record is from RefSeq and is a predicted model, not a curated record. Gene Ontology annotation, molecular function: phosphotyrosine residue binding. The transcript has 8 exons.
AAGACGACAGUGUUAUGUCGGUGUGUCGCUGCAGCGCUGUGUCUACGAUGGUGCAGCUAGCUUUAUCCGAGUGGCCUGCCUGACUCUUUGUCUGGAAAAUGUUUAUUUUAUAGGACGGACACGAAAGGUGAAAAUUACCGGAUGAUAACCACAAGUAAAUAACUGGAAACAGGGACCCGUCAGUGCAAAGCAGGAGGACCCAUGGCAAAGUGGCUAAAGGACUAUCUAAACAUUGGCAGCAGGCGUGAUCCUCCCCAACCCCCAAGGCCAGAUUACACAGAAAGUGAGAUUUUAAGGGCCUACAGAGCUCAGAAGGAGCUGGACUUUGAGGAUCCAUACCAACACUCUGAUAAAGAGCACCAGAAUGGUGGUUUCAGCUCUUGUACUACAACCGUGAGCCUUCCCUCUUUCCCUGCAUUUGGUUCUGUGCUGCCCAGCGGUGUGGAGGUGAAAGUCGUGUCUCCCAAACACAGACUCAUUAAAGUGGACUCUCAGGAGUUUGGGCGCUGUCAAAUUCCUCUCAGUCCGGUCACUGUUCAAGAAGAACCUGUGGUUCCCUCUGCCCCAGCAGCAUCAGAUGCUGAAACGGACUAUUCUGAUCCUUUUGAUGCACGUCCAGACCCUGGAGCUGGAAGAAACUGGGAGCAGAAAUCGCCACCAACAGACUGCUGCAGCUACAUGGAGCCAUUUGAAGCCCAGCGGAUUAUUUCAGAACUGCAACACAACGGGAUGACCAGCAUGUCUGCAAGUGGAGACGGCAGCCAGUUGUACGAUAACCCGUACGAGGAGAAGAACCGUCACCGCCAUCAAUCUGCUCCUCCAUCACAGCAAGCGCAGAAAGUUGAUGGACUCGGCGUGACGGACGGCAAAGAGAGCAGGCUUCCUCAAGAUGACGAGAGGCCGGCCGACGAAUACGACCAGCCGUGGGAGUGGAAGAAAGACAACAUUUCCAAAGCUCUCGCAGUUCAGUUUGAAGGUGCAGAAAGGGAGCGCUCGCGAGCUCAGACGGAACAGACCAGGUUUACCAAGACGAGCUCGUCAUCCAUAGCUUCUGAUUCUACUACGCUUCGUCUCGUUGGUGACACGCCUCCUCUCCUGGGGGAGAGAGUGGAUCCAUUCCUGCCUCUGGAGAAGCAAGUAUGGUACCAUGGAGCCCUGAGCCGCUCGGAGGCAGAGUCACUUCUGACUCUGUGUAAGGAGAAUUCCUACCUGGUGAGGAACAGUCAGACCUGCCGCAACGACUACUCGCUCUCCCUCAGGAGCUGUAAAGGCUUCAUGCACAUGAAGUUCAGCCAGUCUGCAGACGGGCGUUACGUUCUUGGGGAGAACAGUCCUCCGUUCCUCACCAUCCCCGAGGUCAUCCACUACUACACUACACACAAGCUGCCAAUAAGAGGUGCCGAGCACAUGUCCCUGCUGUAUCCCGUCAUAGUGCAGACCCUCUGACGCAGACGCGCACUCAUGCCAUUUCUCCUGGUGCUACUGAAAACAUCAUUUACUCACGUCUCCCCACUUUUAUGUUGUUUUUCCUUCCUGCGCUGCUUUUAAACCGCGGGCGCCAUCUUUUGUUUUUGCCACAUCCCAGUACGUUCUGUUGCAACCGAACGGGAGCUCAGCGUCUCAACACGUGAUCUAAUGCCACUGAAAUCCCAGUAUCUUGAUGCCAUAUACUUCUAAUAAUCAGUAACUGUUGAGGUUGUUAGCUCAGCACGUUUAGGUCAAAUGAAAAACGGACUCCAGUUCUGAACAAACAGCAGAAUUUCUAGUUUGUUGCAUGCUGUGCGUUUCUGUCGUAGCCAAACGUGACAUGAACAACCAAGAAAUUCAAAUGAUUUUUUUUAAUCGCUUGUGCCAAUAUAUCUUUUUAUUCCCUUAUAAUUUUGUGAUUAUUAGCAGUAGAUGUAGCAGAGUUUAAAAGCAGUUCUAGCACUGUUAUUGCCCUUUAAAUAUUAGUGACAAUAUGAACCAAACACUACAUAAUCCAGGUAUUCUCUCUGUGUUUCAGACUUCUGUGAAUGUCUUAUGAUGUAUAGCCAUGUAGUGUUUUCAGUUUAUCACCUCCAGGUGUUAAUUACACAAAUGUGUCAAAGAAACAUGGCUGGUUAAAGUGAACUGACUCCUGUAGGAAGUUUGGAGAAUAAUUACAGUAUUAUACAGAGAGCUUGUGGCUUUUGUGAUUAUGGGUAUUAAAGAAGCUUUGAUAGCUUGUUCACUGUGCUAUUUUAUACAAAUUGAAAAUAUC